Diuraphis noxia (Russian wheat aphid) is the source of this 488-nucleotide messenger RNA. RefSeq lists its product as uncharacterized. Lineage: Eukaryota; Metazoa; Arthropoda; Insecta; Hemiptera; Aphididae. The record is from RefSeq and is a predicted model, not a curated record.
AAUUAGGAAAUAUAUCAAACAUUCCAUUAGUUAACAUUGUUAUUUGUUGUACAAUGGGUUCGUUAUGUUCAAAUGCUAGCAGAUCGAUUCCAAGAGUUGUUCAAAAAAAUUCAAAUACACCAAGAACAUCACAAUUACAAGUACCUAAAUUACAACCCAAAGUUGCUAAACAAGAUGCAAACUCCACAACAUUAUCUGUUCCAUSCAAAAACAGACUUGCGACACUAUCCAAUCAGCCAGGAAGUGGAAGUAUAGCAGAAAUUACUAAGAAUGCAGCAGGAGUUGCAAUAGGAAAUGCAGUAGGUACAAAAAUAUCAAAUAUGUUGAAUGGUAAAAAAGAUGUUGAAGAAACAGUCGAAUCAUCAAUGGAGUCAGAUUUUAAAAAUGAAGAAUUAAUUGAAGAUGACAGUAAUGGACAAGAUAAAGAAAAUUACAACAGUGAUGGAGAAGACAAAGAAAAUGAUAAUGAUUCAGAUCAACAACAAUAA